AUGUCUAAGUGGGAGCCAGUCACGUUUCAGGAAUCUCUUAGCUUUGUCAGGAAAGUAAAGGCACGUGACUAUAUGCUAUACCUAUCACUGCUCGAUGUGCUCAACCAGAAUGAUCAAAUCCCUCUGCAAGCUUACAGCGAGCUUUCACUUCUGUUCCAGCAUCACGAAGAUCUGUUAGCGGAGCUGUCCAAGUUCAGGCCCCUCCCAUGUCCAAACAACAUCUAUACCCACGGGUCGAUUUGGAUGAUCAUAUUCCUCAUGCCCUUUCUUCUCCUGAGCCUUGUCCUCGCCUUGAGAAGCCAUUGA
Miscanthus lutarioriparius is the source of this 306-nucleotide messenger RNA. The record is from the annotation of a GenBank genome assembly. Lineage: Eukaryota; Viridiplantae; Streptophyta; Magnoliopsida; Poales; Poaceae.